AGGACUCUGCAUCGAACUCUAGCGUGCUUGCAAAGUCUGAUGCACGGAUCGUUCCCGAAACGGAGCAAUCAGUCACACAAUUCGUAGAAACGAUCCACAGUUUGAUGGGGUCCAGUUCUGCGUCACUUGCUGGCGAAAGAAAUCGAACAAAACCGAUCUGAGAAACCUGUUGGGAGGCUUGAUCUUGGUGGUGGUGGUGGUGGUGGUGUUGUUUUGCUUUUGUGGGCACGGAGGAAAUUCUGCGAGCAUAGAGGAUGCCAUGGCCACUCUGGAUGUUUCGGAGAGUUUCAGGGCCGUUUUGCAAGGAGUGCAACGAGCAUUGAGGUCGCCAGCGAGUUGGGAGUCGACUAUCAUUGCUACUACCACCAUUUUUGUGAUCGCGGCACCUGUUUUGUUGGUCGGAUUGUCGAUCCCUGGAGUGAUGAGUGCGUUCUUGCUGGGCCUCUUCACCUUUCGUGCCUUCGGCUUGCCCGGCACCGUUAUCGUCUUUCUCUACUUUCUUAUUGGAACCGCUGCCACGAAAGUGAACUAUAAACUGAAGAAAGCCGAAGGGACGGCAGAGAAGAGGGGAGGAAGAAGGGGUCCUGGGAGUGUGUGGGGAUCUGGCACAGCCGGCACAUUGUGUGCGAUUGCAACAAUCUGUGGCGUCUUUGGACCUGCAUGGGUGCCCCUUUGGCGAUUAGGUUUCCUGGCCAGCUUUUGCACUAAACUUAGCGACACGAUGGGGAGCGAGAUUGGCAAGGCUUUUGGUAGAACCACAUACUUGGUGACAACCAUGACAGUUGUACCUCGCGGCACAGAUGGAGCAGUGAGCUUGGUCGGCACUUUUGCAGGAUUGAUCGCAUCUGUUUUUCUGGCUUUCAUCGGUUAUGUCGUUGCCUUGGCUGAUCUGCCGGGAGCUAUUAUUUGUGUGGGAGCUGCUCAAGUGGCUAAUCUGUGUGAGAGCUUCAUUGGAGCAGCGCUUCAAGGUCAAAAAGGCACUGAAUGGAUUACAAAUGAUGUCUCGAAUAUAUUUAACAUCUCAAUAGGUGCAAGUUUGGCCAUUCUUACAAGCUUGCUGUUUAGAUAAAUACCAAUUUACUGCUGAACAUGCUUCCUACUGCACCCAACUCCCACAGUUCGAGGCUUACAAUGAUUUCAUGGACGUAAAUGCUAAAUCUCCAUUUUGAAAUUGGAGCUUGACUGCUGCUAGCUUGCUGUGUAUAAUGAGCUAUCCAAGUGGAACGCAAAAUUGGAGCUUGACUACUGCUGUGCUCAAUCCAGUAGAUUAGAGAAUGUACAAUGUUUACAGUAGUCUGUCUUAGUCCUCUGUCGUUAGGAACAUGACCUUGGCUCCGCAUUUGCAGCGCAGCGAAGGUAACGAAGCAGGUGCAGCAAGAGAACUUUGGUUGACUUGCUAUGUAGAGGCUAGAAAGUAGGAUCUGCAUAGUGCAUGGCUGGUCUGCAGGCUUGGUUAUGUUAAUGUUCGACCAUCUACACAUUAAAAGUAGUUGUUAAUAUUCCCACGCAAUCUUUGCACAGUCGACAUGCGAAUGUUAUUUUAUGAGUGAGCGCUGAAAAAAAUUGUGUUCAAAUCA
This is a messenger RNA of Physcomitrium patens, 1577 nucleotides long. RefSeq names its product protein VTE6, chloroplastic. Gene Ontology annotation, cellular component: chloroplast inner membrane. NCBI's taxonomy places the organism in Eukaryota, Viridiplantae, Streptophyta, Bryopsida, Funariales, Funariaceae. The record is from RefSeq and is a predicted model, not a curated record.